AUGCGAACAGGUCAAGGUGGAGUGCACAUUGUUGGCGGUGUUGGUGGUGGUGUUGGGGGUGGUGGUGGUGGUGGUGGUGGUGGUGGUGGUGGUGGUGGUGGUGGUGGUGGUUGUAGUGGUGGUGGUGGUGGUGGUGGUGGUGGUGGUGGUGGUUUACGGGACGCUAGAAAUGACGUCCCCAGUGGUGCGUCAGAGGCGGUAAAUGUCGUCGCGCGUGUUGUGGCAAACGUCGGGACGUCAGAAGUGUGACCGCCGAUGGUGGUGGUGAUUGAUGUCGUGGGCGCGGUGGAAGUUGGUGCAGCGGCGUUUGCGGAGGCAGCAGAUAGAACUUCCGCGUUGUUAUUGUAUUGGGCCCGGAGAUGUCUGAUAUGGCCGAUUCGUGCGCGGUACUCGUUGACAGAGUGGGCAUGUUGGAAAGGAUUGGGUGUUGGACUUGUGGGCCGGAGGGACUCGAGAUCUGCGAGUCACACUUAUGUCUUUGGCAGCGGCGAUCCGGUUGGUUUCGCAAAUUGCUGCUCCCGUCAUCACAGCUUUUUACUAGGUCGGUUGAUUCUGGCCGAGGUCCUCCCAGACCACUGAGUUAAUUUGUAGGUGUUUGAGAGAGCUCUUCAAGGUGUCCUUGGAAUGUAUUUCUCCUUCAUGUCGACUAGUACCCAAACAACAUCGCCCUAAAAAUUGCCUGAGUAGGAGCUCGUCAUUCAUUCUCACGACGUAGUCGCUCCAGCGCAGUUUAAUCUGUCUCGGCAGGGUGUGAACGCUGAGGACUCCCGUUCUUUCAAGGACUUCUGUGUCUGAAAGCUUGUCUCACCAUCUCAGCUUCAGUGUUCUUCGCAGGCUGCUGAGGAGGAUGUUGCUGAGUAUCUACUUUUGUUUCUCGUAGACUUUCCGGGUCUCCGUCCCAUGCAGCAAGGUUGCGAAGACGAUAGCCGUGUGCAUCUCCAGUUUGCCAUUGAGAUGGAAGUCAUGACGAUUCCUCACGGGGGCUUGCAAGCGGCCAAAGGCUUGGUUGGCUUUAGAGAUCCGAUGAGCAACUUCAUAAUCGAUUUCGGUACUGCCUGA
Spirometra erinaceieuropaei is the source of this 1059-nucleotide messenger RNA. The record is from the annotation of a GenBank genome assembly. Lineage: Eukaryota; Metazoa; Platyhelminthes; Cestoda; Diphyllobothriidea; Diphyllobothriidae.